Molecule: messenger RNA, 2103 nt
Organism: Pimephales promelas (fathead minnow)
Lineage: Eukaryota; Metazoa; Chordata; Actinopteri; Cypriniformes; Leuciscidae
Source: RefSeq, a predicted model, not a curated record
AUGAUUGGAGGAAUUUUCCCCAUUUUUAAUAAACAAGAAAAUGUAAAUGCCUAUUUUGAGAGAAAAAUGCAAAGGAUUAAUUGUACAGGAUUUGACCUACGUGCCUUCCGGUGGACUCAAGUCAUGAUGUUUGCAAUAGAUGAAAUAAAUCAAGAUGAGGGUUUGCUUCCUAACAUUUCUUUGGGCUAUAAAAUAACGGAUUCUUGUGCUUCACCCUCUAAUGUUUUACGUGCAUCUUUCACACUGGUGAGUGUGGAGAAGGAAGAGGAAUCUACAACUCAGUGUCAACUUCCUCUUACAGCUCUUGUAGCUGAAUCAGGAUCAUCACAGUCCUUAGCUGUUGCUGGAACACUUGGACCAUUCAAAGUGCCAAUGGUAAGCUACUUUUCAACAUGUGCAUGUCUGAGUGACAGAAGAAAAUAUCCAUCAUUUUUUCGUACAAUUCCAAGUGACUACUACCAAGCAAAAGCCUUAGCCUCUCUUGUAAAACGGUACAGAUGGACUUGGAUUGGAGUUUUGCAGUCUGACAAUGAUUAUGGAAGAAAUGGGAUUUCAGCCUUUACAAAGGAGGUGGAUAAAAUGGGAGUUUGCAUUGCAUUUAUAGGCACAAUUUUAAGAACAUAUCCCCAAAGUAAAAUCGUUGAAGUUGUUGAAAUGAUAAAACAGUCUACGGUAAAAGUGAUUCUGGCUUUUGUACCAGAGGGAGAUCUCUAUCCCCUAAUGAAAGAAAUUGUGAAACAAAACAUCACAGGAAUCCAGUGGAUUGCAAGUGAAGCCUGGGUCACUGCAGCAAGGCCCUCUACCCCUGAAAUAUUCAAGUCUUUUGGAGGCACAGUUGGAUUUGUGGUACGAAAGAUGGCUAUGCCCAAACUUGGACGUUACCUGAAAAACAUCAGUCCGUACUCUCCUUCACAAUCUUCUUUUGUCAGUGACUUUUGGGAAACAAUGGUCAGUGAUCAGUUACAGAGGGUGUCUUUUGUAGAUGGAUAUGGACAAAAUGUGUUCUUUGAUGAGAAUGGAGACCCACCUGCAUCCUAUGAGGUCAUUAACUGGCAGCUAAGAGAGGGGGAGAUACCCAAAGCAGUGUGCUCAGACACCUGCCCAAAUGGCACAAGAAAAGCACAAAUAAAAGGACGGCCUAUUUGCUGCUUUGACUGCAUCACAUGUGCUGAUGGUUCAAUAUCAAAUAGAACAGCAGACUGCAUUCUUUGUCCUGAAGAAUACUGGUCAAAUGAAAGACGAGACAAGUGUGUCAUGAAAAUUACAGAGUUUCUGUCGUAUAUAGAAACAAUGGGGAUUAUUUUGACUGCUCUGUCACUCUUUGGAGCCAGUCUUACUGUAGCUAUUAUGAUUGUCUUCAUACACUUUAGAGAAACACCUAUAGUGAAAGCUAACAAUUCAGAGCUGAGCUCACUAUUACUUGUUUCACUUUUCUUUUGUUUUCUUUGUCCUCUUACAUUCAUUGGUGAGCCAACGACGUGGUCAUGUAUGCUACGUCAUACAGCAUUUGGAGUUACUUUUGGUCUCUGCAUUUCUUGUGUUUUGGGGAAAACCGUAGUAGUUGUUAGUGCUUUUAGAGCCACUUUACCAGGAAAUAAAUUGGCUGGAAAAUUUGGGCCAGUACAACAAAGAGUCGUUGUGUUCUCGUGCACUGCAAUUCAAAUAGUCAUCUGUGUACUAUGGCUUAUAAUAAACCCACCAUUUCCAGAAAAAGUUCUUAAGUAUUACAAUAAAAAGAUCAUUUUAGAAUGCAACACAGGUUCAGAUGCUGCAUUCUAUGCAGUUUUAGGAUAUAUUGGUCUUCUUUCAGCAAUCUGUUUGAUUUUAGCAUUUUUAGCUAGAAAGCUACCAGAUAAUUUUAAUGAGGCCAAAUUCAUCUCAUUCAGUAUGCUUAUAUUUUGUGUUGUCUGGGUAACAUUUAUACCUGCUUAUAUCAGUUCACCUGGCAAGUACACAGUUGCAGUGGAGAUUUUUGCAAUUUUGUCUUCUGCCUUUGGCUUAUUGUUAUGUAUAUUUGUGCCAAAAUGUUACAUCAUUCUCAUAAAACCAGAGAGAAACACUAAAAAACACUUGAUGGGGAAAUUUCAAAACGCCGGUCUUUGA